CGCCACUGCCGGGGCCCGGCGCGCCUUCGCUCGCAGCCUGCCCGCGGCCCUUUAUACUCAACCGGACCGGCGCUCACUAAUGUUUAACUCGGGGUUGAAACUUGGGAGCGCCGAGUGACUGCGCGCCCGGAGCUGCGGAGCUGCACGCGCCUCAGGGAGGCUCGCCUGACUUCUGCCUGCACUCCCGCUCCGAAAGCUUAGCUCUGAGGAGACGCUGACCAUGAAGUGCGCGCCCGUCGGCAAACCCCGCUGCCUCGGGUGCAGCCCAGGCCCCGACCCUCUUACCCAGACUGGGGCCAAGCGGCUGGCUCUAACUGGACGUGAUCUGCCCGGCUUGCAGACACCGUGGAAGGUGCUCCUGGGACUGCUGGGGAUCGCUGCGCUCGUCACCGUCAUCACCGUGCCUGUGGUUCUGCUGAACAAAGGCACAGAUGAUGCUACAGCUGACAGUCGCAGAACCUACACCCUAACCGAUUACUUAAAAAAUACUUUUAGAGUGAAGUUCUACACCUUGCAAUGGAUUUCAGAUCAUGAAUAUCUCUACAAACAAGAAAAUAAUAUCUUGCUAUUCAAUGCCGAAUAUGGAAACCGCUCCAUGUUCUUGGAGAACAGUACACUUGAUGAAUUUGGAUAUUCUAUAAAUGAUUAUUCAGUAUCUCCUGAUAGACAAUAUAUUCUCUUCGAAUACAACUAUGUGAAGCAAUGGAGGCAUUCCUACACAGCUUCGUAUGACAUUUAUGACUUAAAUAAAAGGCAGCUAAUUACAGAAGAGAGAAUCCCAAACAACACACAGUGGGUCACAUGGUCACCAGUGGGUCAUAAAUUGGCGUACGUUUGGAAAAAUGAUAUUUAUGUCAAAAAUGAACCAAAUUUGCCAAGUCAGAGGGUCACAUGGACUGGGAAAGAAGAUGUAAUCUAUAAUGGAAUAACUGACUGGGUUUAUGAAGAGGAAGUCUUUAGUACUUACUCCGCUCUGUGGUGGUCUCCAAACGGCACUUUUUUAGCAUAUGCCCAAUUUAACGACACAGAAGUCCCACUGAUUGAAUACUCCUUCUACUCUGAUGAGUCACUGCAGUACCCAAAGACCAUGCAUAUUCCUUAUCCAAAGGCAGGAGCUGUGAACCCAACUGUAAAUUUCUUUGUUGUAAAUACCAACACUCUCAGCCCAGACAUCAAUGCAACUUCCCAACAAAUCAUUCCUCCUGCUUCUGUGUUAAUAGGGGAUUACUACUUGUGUGAUGUGACAUGGGUAACCGAAGAAAGGAUUUCUUUGCAGUGGAUCCGGAGGAUUCAGAACUAUUCAGUCAUGGAUAUCUGUGACUACGAUGAGAUCACUGGAAGAUGGAUUUCCUCAGUGGAACAGCAGCACACUGAAAUAAGUACCACUGGCUGGGUUGGAAGAUUUAGGCCUGCAGAGCCUCAUUUUACCUCUGACGGGAAUAGCUUCUACAAGAUCAUCAGCAACGAAGAGGGCUACAAACACAUUUGUCACUUCCAAACAGAUAAGAGAAAUUGCACAUUUAUUACAAAAGGAGCCUGGGAGGUCAUUGGGAUAGAAGCUCUUACCAGUGAUUACCUAUACUACAUUAGUAAUGAACAUAAAGGAAUGCCAGGCGGAAGAAAUCUUUAUAAAAUCCAACUUAAUUACCCCACAAAAGUGACGUGCCUUAGUUGUGAGCUGAAUCCAGAAAGGUGUCAAUACUACUCUGUAUCAUUUAGUAAAGAGGCGAAGUACUAUCAGCUGAGAUGUUCUGGCCCUGGUCUGCCCCUCUAUACUCUGCAUAGCAACAGCAAUGAUAAAGAACUGAGAGUCCUGGAAGACAAUUCAGCUUUGGAUAAAAUGCUGCAGGAUGUCCAGAUGCCCUCAAAAAAACUGGACUUCAUUUAUUUGCACAAAACAAAAUUCUGGUAUCAGAUGAUCUUGCCUCCUCAUUUUGAUAAAUCCAAGAAAUAUCCUCUGCUAAUAGAUGUAUAUGCAGGCCCCUGUAGUCAAAAAGCAGAUGCUGUCUUCAGACUCAACUGGGCUACUUACCUUGCAAGCACAGAAAACAUUAUAGUAGCUAGCUUUGAUGGCAGAGGAAGUGGUUACCAAGGAGAUAAGAUCAUGCAUGCAGUCAACAGAAGACUGGGAACAGUUGAAGUUGAAGAUCAAAUUGAAGCAACCAGACAAUUUUCAAAAAUGGGAUUUGUGGAUGACAAACGGAUUGCAAUUUGGGGCUGGUCAUAUGGAGGGUAUGUAACCUCAAUGGUCCUGGGAGCAGGAAGUGGCGUGUUCAAGUGUGGAAUAGCCGUGGCGCCCGUGUCAAAGUGGGAGUACUAUGACUCAGUGUACACAGAACGUUACAUGGGUCUUCCAAUUCCAGAAGACAACCUUGACCAUUACAGGGGCAGGACAUCGCUCAGGGUUCUGUUGCUUCAUUAGGCUCUGCAUCAACCACACAGUCCAAAACGCCUCACAAGUCUCGAAGGUCUGUGCGAGCCAGCUCUCUUCCAAUGAAUUCACUCUAAGAAGGCAUGAGAACGCAGGGGGCAAAGAACACCCAGUGUGUUUGUGUACUGCAAAUCCCAGAACAGUUCAGUAACAAUUUCUUUCUCCCUGUAUCUUUGCUGGAAGACCACAUCGUGAGCAGCUUGGAAGUUUAGUGGAGACUCAGUGCAGCAUAGGAGGUAAAAGAGGUUCUGCCAUCAGACUUUGUGUCCAGCUCCGACUUCUUCCUGAUGUAACCUGGUGUGCUUUAUUGUCUCUGUGUAGAAGCGGGGUUGCUGUAGACCUAUCUUGCACGAAUGUCGUGGGGAUUAAAUAGAACAGUGCUUUCAUAAGUCCUUUAAGAUGCUUAGCAGGGUGACCGGCACGGAGUACACAAUAAGUAUCAGCUCUUAUUACUAAUGGCAUGGUGUAUGGAUUGAAAGUGGGCAAAACAUAUCUUGGUAAGUUUCAGAAUGAGAAUAUUUUAUUCCACCUCCCCUAGCUGUUCCCACUUGCCUCUGCAAGACUAGGACCGAAUGUAGUGAAGAGUACGAUAUAAGUGCCUCCAUUUCUUUGGUUCAUUCCUUGAAUUGAUAUUUAGCUCUCUGUUAAAUGCUCAGGAUAGAGUAAUGAACAAUAUAAAUUCCUCUUCUCAUGGAUCUCAUUGUUUAGUUGGGUAUAUGACAAAUCAAUAUUGAUCGACUUGAAAAAAUGAAUGAAUGGAUGGAAGAAUGAAUGGAGUAUAAUGUUGGGAUGGAUGGAUGGAUUCAUCUGGGACAUCUCACCAGAUAACACGUUUCUUAAAGUAAAACAGAAGUGCGACUUUUAAUGAGUCCUGGGCGUUUAUUCUGAAAGUUCAUGGGUAAAUUCUCAAUUUGGGUCAGAAAUGCCAUAUGGUCAGGACAAGUGGGACCCAGCCUGCACAGGAGUGGGAGGGCCUUUGCUCUAAGCUUUCCAGGAAAAGAUCACCUUGAUCACCUCAGUCAACACAGAUAUGUUGGGUGACUUUGUCCUGAAAGUUGUAGACAGAAUGUGUUUUUUCCAGAAACACUGUGUCACACCAUCCUCACAUCACCGUAAUUUAACCUUAAAAAAAGCCAUGUCUCUUGAUUUCUAUUUCAGUGAGAGCAAGAAGAGUUAAUCUUCCUCCCAUUUCAAAGAAAACAGCACUCAGCAGCAUGUCUCUAGGUGCACAGCUCUCUGAUGUUGAAGCUGGGGCUAGAAUACAAACGUUCGGACCUUAGCCCCAUCCCCUUCCAGCCAGACCUUCAGGGUUCCCAUCAAAAUAUUAAGCUGAUGUUAGCUACAAAGAUAUCUGUAAAACACAAACCUUGCCUCUCAUAAAGUUGACUUUGAUUCACCAAGAUGCUGCAGGAUAAGCUGGCUGAUUUUAAACCCAUAGGGAGGCUACCGGCCCUUCCUCUGCCCAACAACAGAAGCAGAGUCCCGCUCACCCCUUCCCAAAGUUGCUACAAUGUCUAUGACAGUCUUACCUUCAUCGCAACUCUGCAAACAUCUCCAGAUUAAGACCAGAUGACUAGUUCUAUACUUUCAAAGCUUUUCCACCAAAGACUCCACCUUCAUUCUAGAAGUCCUACCUGUCCAAGGUCAUGAAACAGCCUUCAAAAAGCUGACCUCCCAGUUGUUUCUAAUUCCCUGGCUUGAUCCAAAAGCAGCACUUUCCCCAAUGCAGAAUGAGGCAGACAACAACCACCCACUGAUUUUCUAAGGCCAUACUUGAUCUUUUUCACCCCUUUCCCCUCCCAUAUGUUACAUUUGCCUAGGUUUUAAACAUCUGUUCCAAAAAAGGUAAUACUUGCUUCUCAUUCAGAGCCUAGCAAUGUGGACCAAAGUUCAUAUGACAUAUUGCAGAGUAUGUUUAGUUGCAAAUGCUAUGUACAGGCUCUUUGAAAUGUAGCAUGUAUGGCACCAUGUGACACAUGGUUGCCAUGGCAAUACACUUUUUGGCUGAACUACAGCAUAAGCCCAUGGAACAUACAUUGCUAAUAUGAGACUCUGCCCUGUGCUAAUGCAUAGGACACAGCCAAUCUGGGAUCUGGGACUCAAGGGGUUUCGCAUGCAGCCUGGGGGGGCAGAUGCCCUCUUCUGCAUGUGCAGGGAAGAUGUGGCAUCCUCCCUUUCCGGUCCUGUCUCACAGGGACAGGGCAUGCUGUACAUUCUGCCAUGCAUGGAGACAGCAUUUGCUUGAAUAUCGGUUUGCUAUAUUUUGUAUCAAAGGGGGCCCCAGCUGAAAACAUUUUAUUUUGUAAACUGAAGUGAAAAAUCAGUUUAUGGCAGAUCUU
Delphinapterus leucas (beluga whale) is the source of this 4770-nucleotide messenger RNA. The record is from RefSeq and is a predicted model, not a curated record. NCBI's taxonomy places the organism in Eukaryota, Metazoa, Chordata, Mammalia, Artiodactyla, Monodontidae.